Kuraishia capsulata CBS 1993 is the source of this 147-nucleotide messenger RNA. RefSeq lists its product as uncharacterized. The record is from RefSeq and is a predicted model, not a curated record. The transcript has a single exon. The coding region runs from base 1 to 147 and encodes 48 amino acids. NCBI's taxonomy places the organism in Eukaryota, Fungi, Ascomycota, Pichiomycetes, Pichiales, Pichiaceae.
AUGUCGAUUUUGGAAAAAGUGAACCUGACAACAGGUACCGGUUGGGGUUCUGGCCCUUGUGUUGGAAACACGGGCAGUGUUCCUCGUCUAGGUUCGUAUGACCAUGAGUUGAGCCACAGAAGCGGCUUUUUUUGCUACUUGUACUGA